This is a messenger RNA of Anopheles stephensi (Asian malaria mosquito), 1780 nucleotides long. Its product is annotated as quinone oxidoreductase-like protein 2 homolog. Gene Ontology annotation, molecular function: oxidoreductase activity. The transcript is spliced from 3 exons. The record is from RefSeq and is a predicted model, not a curated record. The coding region runs from base 85 to 1329 and encodes 414 amino acids. Gene Ontology annotation, cellular component: mitochondrion. Lineage: Eukaryota; Metazoa; Arthropoda; Insecta; Diptera; Culicidae.
UGUCAUCACAGCUGUCAUUCCGGUUUGUUUUUGUCAACAAGCAACGAUCGAUGCAUGGCCGUGUAAAUAUUACUAGGCCGCAUAAUGUUCCGCUUGGUAAAACCGAAAAUUGUGAGUGUGAUAUUCGAUAGUUCGUUGAAGCACAGCAAAUACAGCUAUCUUUGUGCACUGCGAUAUGCUCACCGGGCUGCUGUGCUACGGGAGGCCGGCAAACCGGUCGUUCUGGAAACCGUUAAAAAGGUGGAAAAACUUAAAAGCGAUGAGGUGCGAAUAAAGGUACACUACUGCAGUCUCAAUUCGACCGACGUCAAAAUCAUUACCGGCAAGCAUGCCGAACUUAACGUCCCGCUACCCUUCAUUCCCGGGCAUGAAUUUUCCGGUGAAAUCGUUGAGAUCGGGAAGGAAAAUCCGCACUUUUUCAACCGGGGCGACCGGGUGGUCGUUAUGAACGAUCUGCAAGAUCCGAACGGGGGGCUCAUAACGGAGGCGGUCGUAAAAAAUCGGGACGUAUGGCCGGUGCCACAAACGGUGCCGCUGCGUGAAAUGGCCGUCCUACCGUACGGGCACGGAACCGCCCUGCUAGCGUUUGCUUUGCACUGUAAUUUGAAGGAAAACGAUUUGAUACUGAUAACGGCGGGACCGGCCGGUAUGGGGCUGGCUGCGAUCGAUUUGGCCGUCAGCGUGUACAAAGCGAAGGUGAUUGCGGUGUGCGACACGGAAAGCAGUACCGAUCUGGUGCGGGAAAAGGGUGCCCACAAGGUGCUAAGCAUGACGAAGAACAACUUCACCAAGCUGUACAAAAAUGUACAGGACGCGAUGGAUGGCAAGAAGGCAAAGGUGGCGUACGAUGCGGUAGGGAAGGGGCUGCUGCAUCUGCUGGCUGAUUUUGUCGAUCCUGCCAACGGCAAGCUCAUCUCGGUGGACCCAUUUUACAACGCAUCCAAGUUCCCAACGGAAGUGCCAGAGUUUGAUCGACCCAAGCGAAAGGAAAAGGAUGAAAAGCCGGCGGAAGCGGAAGCGAAAGCAAAACUGAUCCAAGACGUGCGUCACUUCGAUUUGUACGAGUAUCCGGAUUUGGACACUUACCGGCAGAUGAUUUCCGACACGAUCGAGAUGCGGUCGGAGGGUAUGAUUGCGGGACACAUAAGCAAAACGUUCCCGCUCGCUAAAAUUCAGCAAGCGAUUGAGUUUGUGCAGCAAAAACAGUGCACCGGCAAGGUGCUAAUCGAUGUCCAGUGUCCGGAUGGUGACGAUGACGAUUGUCCCGAUGCAAAGGAAAAGAAGGCGAAGAGCAAAGAGGCAGAGGAGAAGAAGAAAUCGAAAGAUUGAACACUUGCUUGAAUGGAAAAGGGUUUAAUUGUUGGAGCUGUACGAUGGGGAAAUGCGAUUUCUUCAAUGUAGCAAGCUGUUAAAAAGGAUCAUCUUCAUUGUAUUUUUCCAUCAUCUCUUUCAUGCACUCUUUCACAUACACCCUCGUACGGUUGGAUGUUUUCCAAAAGAAAAAUUUAAAUAUGUAUCAAUUCGUAAUUGCCGCAUUAAUUAAAUAACUAUUCAAUCGCAUCCUUUAGCACGGUGGUAACGUAUUAGUACAGAACUAAACUAAAGCUAAGAAUUUUUCAAGCGAUGAAGCACUUCACACAGCUGUUCAACGUUUGUGGUAUCGUAUCUUUGAAGAUUGUUGUUGACAGAUGUUGGAACCUGGCCUCGUGAGAACCUAAAUGACGACCCUGAAUUCUUGUUAGAUCCUAAAAUAUACCAGAAAUUGAUGAGAAAAUCCUUA